UCUGAUUCUCCCACUGACGUUUCUGCGUUCAUAGCCGAAUCAUGAGUAAGAACUCCAUCAGCACUGACCAGGAGCUGCGUAAAGGCGAGUCCCUCGUCAGUGUAAAUGGAAACUUCAAAGCCAUCCUACAGGAAGAUGGCAACUUUGUCGUCUACAAGUGGUCUCCUAUCUGGGCCACAGCCACAAACGGCAAAAACCCUGCGCGGCUCCUCCUGCAGGGGGAUUCCAACCUGGUCCUGUACACCCAGGACGAUAAACCAGUUUGGAGCUCUGGAACCGUUAAACCCGACAACAGGACCAUGCGCCUGACCCUGACCAACGAUGGUCGUCUGGUUGUUACAAGGAAUGGAGCACAAAUCUGGUGCUCUUAA
Molecule: messenger RNA, 371 nt
Organism: Pundamilia nyererei
Lineage: Eukaryota; Metazoa; Chordata; Actinopteri; Cichliformes; Cichlidae
Product: mannose-specific lectin-like
Exons: 3
Coding region: 42-371 (109 amino acids)
Source: RefSeq, a predicted model, not a curated record